Molecule: messenger RNA, 2542 nt
Organism: Colossoma macropomum (tambaqui)
Lineage: Eukaryota; Metazoa; Chordata; Actinopteri; Characiformes; Serrasalmidae
Gene: capn5b
Product: calpain 5b
Exons: 13
Coding region: 120-2048 (642 amino acids)
Biological process (GO): proteolysis
Cellular component (GO): cytoplasm
Molecular function (GO): calcium-dependent cysteine-type endopeptidase activity
Source: RefSeq, a predicted model, not a curated record
GGAGAAAGAGAGAAAGGGAGAGGAGACAGAGGAGGCUCGCGGCUGCUGGAUCCCCGGAGGAGGAGCGGAGAGAAGACGCCACCGCGGGACUGGAGCUGAGCUCAGCUGCAGCUUGAAGGAUGUUCUCCUCCGUGAAGGCCUUUGAGGGGCAGCAGUACUCCACCCUGAAGAAGCAGUGUUUGCAGAGUGGGACCCUGUUUGAAGACCCUCUGUUCCCCGCUGUAGACGACUCGCUUUUCUACCAGGGCAACCGCAUCGGGCGUGUGCACUGGAAAAGACCCAGAGAGCUGUGUGAUGACCCUCACUUGUUUGUGGAUGGGAUCAGUGCCCAUGACCUGCACCAAGGGCAGCUGGGAAACUGCUGGUUUGUGGCAGCGUGCUCCAGUCUGGCCUCGCGGGAGUCUCUCUGGCAGAAGGUUAUCCCAGACUGGAGGGAGCAGGAAUGGGAUCCAGAGAAACCUGAUUCAUAUGCAGGAAUCUUCCACUUCCGCUUCUGGCGCUUUGGAGAGUGGGUGGAUGUGGUAAUCGAUGACCGCUUGCCCACAGUAGACAACCAGCUAGUGUAUUGCCACUCAAAUGACAGCAAUGAGUUCUGGAGUGCCCUGGUGGAGAAGGCUUAUGCCAAGGUGUAUGGUUGCUAUGAAGCCCUGGAUGGUGGCAACACAGCUGAUGCUUUAGUGGACUUUACCGGCGGGGUAUCAGAACCCGUGGACCUGCUAGAGGGUCAGUUUGCUCAGGAUGAAACGGCCAGAAACCAGCUGUUCGAGAGAGUACUGAAGGUCCACAACAGAGACGGCCUCAUCAGCUGCUCCAUCAGGGCAACCACAGUGGAGGACAUGGAGGCUCGGCUGGACUGCGGUCUGGUAAAAGGCCAUGCCUACGCAGUGACGGAUGUGCGGAAGGUGCGCCUGGGCCACGGACUGCUGGCCUUCUUCAAGUCUGAGAAGCUGCACAUGAUCCGCAUGAGGAACCCCUGGGGGGAGAAGGAGUGGAGUGGGCCCUGGAGUGACAGUUCAGAGGAGUGGAAGAAGGUGAGCAAGAGUGAGAGAGAGAAGCUGGGCGUCACCGUUCAGGACGAUGGAGAGUUCUGGAUGAACUUUGAGGAUUUCUGUCACUACUUCACUGACCUGAUUCUGUGUCGACUGAUCAACACGUCCUACCUGAGCAUCCAUAAGACGUGGGAGGAGGAGGUGAUGAGGGGCUCCUGGGUGUACCGGGAUGACCCACUGCGCAAUCGCUCUGGAGGUUGCAUCAAUCACAAAGCCACUUUCCUGCAGAACCCUCAGUACGUGUUUGAUGUGAGGAAGGUGGAGGAUGAGGUCUUGAUCUGCCUGCAGCAGAAAGAGAAAAGAGCCACACCCAAAGAAGGCAAAGGAGAGAACCUGGCUAUUGGCUUCGACAUCCAUCGGGUGGAGCUGAACAGAAAGUUCCGCAUGCACUCGGCCCAGCAAAAGGUUGCUGGCUCCAUCUACAUCAACUCUCGCUGCGUCUUCCUAAGAAAAGAGCUGAAAGAGGGCCGUUAUGUCAUCAUCCCUACAACCUUUGACCCUGGCCAGCAGGGAGAAUUCCUGCUCCGAGUUUUCACUGAUGUGCCUUCAGACUGCAAAGAAUUGACCCUGGACGAGCCUCCUCAGACGUGCUGGACGGGCAUGUGUGGAUAUCCUCAGUUGGUCACCCAGGUGCAUGUGCUGAGUGCCGAGGGCCUGCAGGGCCAAGACUCUAAUGGAGCCUCAGAUCCAUAUGUGAUCAUCACCUGUGAAGGGGAGAAGGUUCGCUCUCCUGUGCACAAGGACACACGCUGCCCCAACUUUGAUGUCAAAGGGGUGUUCUAUCGCAAAAAGCCAAAAGAGGGCAUUCACAUUGAGAUCUACAAUAAGAAUGUGAUUGUUGACACCUUCCUGGGUCAGGUGACCCUCUUCAGUGACCCUAAUGACCGGCAGGAGCAGCACACAGUCCAUCUGAGAGACAAGGGCAGCCGCCAAGAUAACGACCUCCCAGGCACGCUGACAGUGCGAUUGAUCACCUGCACCACUUUAACCAAUAUCUGACCACUUAAUGACUGCAACCCUACCCCUGCCCUUUCCCCUUUCUUCCCUCUUUCUCUGUCACUGUCCCUCGUUAGCUGUCCACAGUGAAUUCAUUAACGGUCCCUCAUUUUCCUGCCUGCCUGUAUUAUUUCACAGUGCUCACAUUCUUUCAUGCUUUGAUAGUAUGCAUAAGGGCUAUGCAUUAGUCUUGCAUGAGCAGCUGAGUUAGUCUCGGUAUUAGAACCUCGUGGAGUCUUCCUUAGUUGAUUAGCCGCAGGUUUCCAUUGCCAAAUGACCUCAGCAGAAGUCCUUUCUCUCCAUCUCUCCUUCCCUCGUUCCUUACAGUCAGGCAUCCUCCACCUGUUUAGGAUCAUGGUGAAGAACAUUCAAGAUGAUGAUCAACCUUCAUCAUCUCCUCCAGGAUGAAGAACUUGAAGAAGAGGCUAUUUACAGAGACCUCAGCCAGGGCAAGAUCUGGUCAGUUUUAGCCUGUGGCCUUGGCUUGUGCAAGAUGU